This is a messenger RNA of Dictyostelium purpureum, 573 nucleotides long. RefSeq lists its product as uncharacterized. The transcript has a single exon. The record is from RefSeq and is a predicted model, not a curated record. Lineage: Eukaryota; Evosea; Eumycetozoa; Dictyosteliales; Dictyosteliaceae. Bases 1 to 573 code for a protein of 190 amino acids.
AUGGAAAAUAGAUUAUUAAGUUUAAUUUUAAAUCAAAGCAUAAUUGCCAAACAUUAUAAAAAUUCUAUAGAUCCAUUAAAUUCAUUAAUAACCACUUUUAAAAAAAAAGAUGAAAAUUAUUUAAAUGUUUAUUUUAAAAAUUUAGAGGGAAUCAAAAAAUAUUUUAUUAAAAUGGGGUUGUCAAUAGAUAUAAUUUAUAAAUUUGAAGAGGUUCAUUCAAUUCAAAUUAUUCCAACAAUUUUAUUAUUUAAAUCAUCUGCAAUUAAUAAUAAUAGUAAUGAUAAAUUCAAAUAUAUUUAUAAUCAAAUAAAUAAUAAAAAUAUUUUUUCCUCAUCCAUUACCCAAAUGGUCGAUUUAGUUCCAUGUGGCCAAGGUAUCUAUUCCUGUAUCGAUGAUCACAAAUUUAUAAUGGUUGAUCAAGAUGACCCAGCCAACCAAGCAUUUUUAAUUUUAUCAAAAUUAUUAUUGGAUCAAAUUAUAAAUGAUACUGGAGAUUUAAUUACACCUCCGGAAAAAAAAUGGUAUAUAUGGGUAAUAAUUUUACUUUGGUAUAUGGACCACUUUUUUUGGUAA